Dimorphilus gyrociliatus is the source of this 1745-nucleotide messenger RNA. The record is from the annotation of a GenBank genome assembly. NCBI's taxonomy places the organism in Eukaryota, Metazoa, Annelida, Polychaeta, Dinophilidae.
CUUGGCAUUAUGUAGCGGUCCCUUUUGAAAAAGCUGUUUUCCUUUAAAAAAUGAUUAAAUAAUUCUUUCCUCCAGGAAAUUUUUAAAAUAAAAUAUAUGAAAUUCAAAUCAGCUAGCAGACUUAAAUGACAAAGAGGACAGGUUUUAUAUAUUGCAGAGUUUAUUCAGGAUAAACUUAGCUAUAUAAAAUAUGAUAACGUGUUUUCUAAAAGUAACAAUUUCUACGCAAUACUAAAAAAUAUAAUAGAGGACAUAAGCUGGAUUUAUUUCGUAGAUUUUUUACAUUUAAUUAACUAUAUUAACAUCUUUUGAACGUAAGAAACAAAUUACAUACAUUUGUGCAACCCAGAGAUCCUAAAAAUGUUCUUCUCCUUUGAUUGAAAGGCUGAUCAAAAUUAGUUAGUUAUGAAUAGUGUAUUUAAUAAAUAUGACUUGUGGGCAAUGAAUAAUAAAUCAAGAUUAUUUAAAUAAGAAUCUGUAUAAAUCUCUGCUAGAAGUUUUGCAACCCAAAGAGGAGCAUUGGAAGGUUUCAUCUGCAAGAAAUAUCUUUACAGAAGAUUAUAGCUUAAUUUGUAUAUAAUUUUGUUUGCUGUUAUAAAAUUGAAAGUGGGCGAUAAUGCAAGCCCUUCGACGAUGUUCACACGUGCUUAAAUUAAUACCAACAACACGCACUUACUUAACUAAUCCAAAAACACUAGAAAAGCGUAAGCCAGAUGAUCUAUGUUAUAAAACGACAAUACCAUCCCCAAAAAUACCAUUUGACAAAAUUACUGUGGAAGAUGCAAAGAAAAUCCUUACCAAUUUAACACCAGAAGAAGAGAAGCAAUUAAAAAUUCUGAAAUUAGAAUAUGAUGUAUUCUUUUCAACUGGAGUUCGAGUUCCUAAUGAAAUGACCUCAGAAAUGUGGUGCACAAUACUUAAGAAACCAUCAGUAGCUUCACGAAGAAGGAUGUAUAACUUUUGGUUUAAGACUGAAAAGAAAAUUGAAAAUGAGAAGAAGAGAAAACAAAAAAAAGCUCUGCAGCCAAAACCUGAAAAGAGUUUUAACUUCUAUAAUAACAUAUAUUUUUUUGUUAGGGAGACGACUAUGAAUCAACAUUAUUACAACAAUUUAUGCCAUGCCAUGAGAUUUGGACCUCCUUUACUCUUUGAUAUGUCAUUUGAAAAUAAGAUGACUGACAGAGAAGUCAAAAACUUUGUCACUCAGCUCCAAUAUUCUCAUUCAAUCAACAAGAUGAAUCAAGAACCAUUUCAUUUUUCAUUUUAUAACGUUUUAAGCGAAGGUAGAUUCUUUAAUCAAAUGCACUUCUUUGGAAAAGACUUGAGUAAUAUACCAUGGACAGUUAGUAAUAACGACUUCCAGGACAUAUAUGAUAAGGAAAAUCUUAUUUACCUGUCGCCUAACGGAGCAAGAACAAUGAAAGAAUACGAUCAUAAUGCUAUAUACAUUAUCGGAGGAAUUGUCGAUAGAAGUGAAGAAGUACCUUUAACGUUUGCCAAAGCCAAAAAGGAAAAGAUCAGGUCCGUAAGGUUUCCUCUAGAGAGAUAUUUGGAUUGGACACGUGGUAGCAAGAGUUUAACUAUUGAUCAAGUUGUAGGCAUCUUACUUAGGAUAAAGCAGAAUAAUAAUAACUGGGAAGCCGCCUUUAGUGAAUUUGUGCCAAAGAGGAAGACUUAUAAAGAUUAAAACUAUCAAACUUUAUUCCAAUGUUUGUUAUAUUUGUAUGAAUAAAACCAAUAAGAGA